This is a messenger RNA of Osmerus eperlanus (European smelt), 5301 nucleotides long. Its product is annotated as NACHT, LRR and PYD domains-containing protein 12-like. The record is from RefSeq and is a predicted model, not a curated record. Gene Ontology annotation, biological process: intracellular signal transduction. Gene Ontology annotation, molecular function: protein binding. Bases 176 to 3847 code for a protein of 1223 amino acids. NCBI's taxonomy places the organism in Eukaryota, Metazoa, Chordata, Actinopteri, Osmeriformes, Osmeridae. The transcript is spliced from 13 exons.
GUUUAUACGUCAACAACUUCCUUCACGACACCGGAGCAGGAUUAACAGCUGCUGGGAAAGGCCUCACAAUUAUUUGAUGGACUCGUCAAGGAGGUAGAUGUGUUGUCUUUACAGAAGCUAUUGACCCCGUCUGCUUCAGGUGUGAGUCAGGAGAGAUCCUCCACCUGAGGCUGCCAUGAGUCUGUCUGGGGAGAGAGAUGAGGACAGCACUGCCUCUGAAACAGAUCCUUGUGAAGGGAGUCCCUGCAUUGAAUCUAAAAUAGUCACGCAGGAGAGAACAGGCUCCCAUGACCCAAGAAAAUUGGAGCCAUUGAGGGAAAAAAAGUCUAUGGAGGAACCAAUCUACUUCAAACAAGAACCCUUUCCAGCAGGAAGUGACCAAUGUAAGAAAUCUGAAUCAAACCAUCAAGAUGACGUAAUCGCUAUUUUCAAGUUGCUAGAACAAAACAUCAUCACUUUAGUCAGGAAACAUCUAAAGAUAUUCCAAGGGCUUCUACACGAAGAUUACCCGGAGUCUAUUGAGAGUCAAAAGAAGGAGGAAGAACCAGUUGAUGCUGAGUUUGAAAACACGGUCAGAGAUGGAGCUCUGAAGAUCACAUUGCAUGUCCUUAGGAGCAUGAACCAGAACAAGAUGGCCGACACACUGGAGAAAAAUGAACUAGUUGCUGUAUGUCAGCGUCAACUGAAAUGCAGCCUGAAGAAGAAAUAUCAGUGUGUGUUUGAGGGAAUGGCUGGCCAAGGAAACCCAACACUCCUCAACAACAUCUACACAGACCUCUUCAUCACAGAGAGUGGAAGUGGGGGGGUCAGUAAUGAACAUGAGGUCAGACAGAUUGAGACAAAAUCCAGGACACCGGCAACGGCAGAGACACCUAUCAAGUGCCAGAACCUCUUCAAACCCCUUCCUGGACAAGGAAGAUCUACCAGAAGUGUUCUGACUACGGGUAUUGCUGGCAUUGGAAAAACAAUCUCUGUGCAGAAGUUUAUCCAAGACUGGGCAGAAGGAAGAGCCAAUCAGAACAUCCAGUUCAUCUUUCCACUUCCUUUUCGAGAACUGAAUUUGGUGAGCGGUAGACAACAUAGUUUGAUGACACUUCUCCAUCUCUUUUGCGCAGAAACCAAAGAUUCAGGAAUCUCCAGUUAUGAAAAGUACAACGUCCUGUUUGUCUUAGAUGGUCUGGAUGAGUGCCGACUUCCUCUUGACUUCACAAACAACGAAAUCUGUUGCAAUGUCACAGAGACAACCUCAGUGGAUGUGCUGUUGACCAAUCUGAUCAAGGGAAAACUGUUUCCAUCAGCUCUACGCUGGAUAACAUCCCGACCUACAACAGCCAAUCAGAUUCCUUCCGACUGUGUUGACUUGGUGACAGAGGUACAAGGGUUCAAUGAUCUACAGAAGGAGGUGUACUUGAGGAAGAGAAUCAGUGAUGAGAACAUGGCCAGCAGAAUCAUUGAACACAUAAAGAUGUCAAGGAGCCUUCACAUCAUGUGUCACAUACCAGUCUUCAGUUGCAUUGCAGCCAAGGUUCUAGAGAGACUGUUGAGAGAAGCAAAGACUGGAGACAUGCCCAAGACUCUGACACAGAUGUACACACACUUUCUGGUGUAUCAGACCCAACCGAAGAACCAGAUGCAUCCAGGAGAUCACAAGAGAGAUCCACCCUGGGAUAAAGAGACCGUCCUGAAGCUGGGAAAACUGGCCUUCAAACAACUUGAAAAGGGCCAUCUGAUCUUCUAUGAGGAAGACCUGAGAGAGUGUGACAUUGACGUCACAGAAGCCUCAGUGUACUCAGGAGUGUGUACUCAGAUCUUCAGAGAGGAGCGUGGGCUGUACCAGCGGAAGGUGUUCAGUUUUGUACACCUGAGCAUCCAGGAGUUUCUCUCUGCUCUGUAUGUCUUUCUCACAUUCAAGACAAGUGGACACAAUCCUCUGGUCAAACAUGUGAAACAUUCAUUUUCACUGAAGAGCAAACCAGAGAUUGACUUACACAAGACAGCUGUGGAUCAAGCUUUGGAGAGUGAGAAUGGACACCGAGACCUGUUCCUCCGCUUCCUCCUGGGCCUCUCACUGGUAUCCAAUCAGGCUGUCCUACGAGGCCUUCUGACACAGACAGGAACGACCCCACAGACCAAUGAGGAGACGGUCAAGUACAUAAAGAAGAAGAUCAAGGAGAAUCCCUCACCAGAGAGGUGCAUCAACCUGUUCCACUGUCUGAAUGAGCUGAGGGACUGCUCUUUAGUGGAGGAGAUCCAAAGCUACCUGAGCUCAGGAGAUCUCUCCCAAGCCAACUUCUCAUCUACACAGUGGUCAGCUCUGGUCUUUGUGUUGCUGACCUCAAAAGAGAAGCUUGAUGUUUUUGACCUGAAGGAAUACUCCAGAUCAGAAGAAGGUCUUCUGAGACUGCUGCCAGUCAUCAAAGUCUCAAAAACAGCCUUGCUGAAUACAUGCCAUCUCACAGAGAGAUCGUGUGAAGAAUUGUCUAGAGCUCUGAGCUCUAACUCCAGCCACCUGACAGAGCUGGACCUGAGUGACAACAGCCUGCAAGAUACAGGAGUGAUGCAUCUUUGUGCUGGGAUGAGUCUCCACAGUAGACUGGAGACACUCAGGUUAAACAAGUGUUGCCUCACAGGGAAAUGUUGUGAAGUGCUGGCCUCAGCUCUCACCUCAAACACUCGCAUGAAAGAGCUGGAUCUAAGUAACAAUAAGCUGCAAGAUUCAGGACUGAAGCUGCUCCAUGCCGGACUAGAAAACAUUCAAGUGUUGAGGCUGAGUGCAUGUCAUCUCACUGAGAGAAGCUGUGAAGAGUUGGCAUCAGUUCUCUGCUGCCCUUCCUCCCACCUGAAGGAGCUCCAUGUGAGCAUGAACCACCUUCAGGAUUCUGGGCUGAUGCUGCUCUCUGCUGGACUGGGUAAUCCUCAGUGCCAACUGGAAAAACUGAGUUUGUGUGAGUGUCAAAUCACAGAGCAAGGCUGUAAGGCCUUGGCCUCUGCUCUCGUCUCAGAAUCCUCCCACAUGAGAGAGUUAAACCUAAGUGACAACAACCUGCAGGAUUCUGGUGCUAAACAGCUCUCUGCUGUUCUAGGGAGUCAACACUGUAAACUGGAGACCAUACAGUUGUCAUUCUGUGGUGUUGGAGAGGAAGGCUGUGCCUGUUUGGCUUCAGCUCUGAAGUCUAACCCCACCCACCUGACACAGCUGGACGUGAGUUAUAAUCACCCAGGAGACUCAGGACUGAUGCUGCUUUCCUCUGCACUAAAGGAUCCCAACUAUAAACUCCAAAUUCUCAGAAUUCAGCCUGCAGGGUUAUGCUGGUCAUUAAGAAGGAAUACCUGUAAUCUCACGCUGGACGUCAACACUUGCCACAGAAACCUGUCUCUGUCUGAUGGGGGCAGAAAGGUCACAUGGAAAGGAAAGAAGAAUUCCUAUUCUGAUGACCCCAAGAGAUUUACAGACUGGUCCCAGGUGCUGUGUAGCGAGGGCCUGACCGGGUGCUGUUACUGGGAGGUGGAAUGGAGUGGGUUAGGGGGCUUCAUCGGAGUGGCAUAUGAAGGAAUCAACAGGGCUGGGAAAUUGAAUGACAGUUUGAUGGGGCACAAUGAUAACUCAUGGUGUCUAAGCUGCUCUGGUCACACUUACACUGCUUGGCAUGGUAAUAUAAAGACUUGCAUAGACGUGCCGAUGUCCAACAGAGUCGGAGUGUAUCUGGACUGGCCGGCUGGCAGUCUCUCCUUUUACAGCAUCUCUUCUGAUACGUGCACCCUUCUAUACACAUUCCACUCCACAUUCACCAAGGCCAUCUACCCUGGGUUCUGGGUUUGGGAAAAAACAUCCAUGUCUCUAUGUUAGUCAUGCAGGAUUCAAAGAAAUGUGAGCGAUAUGAUUUGAUGAUUUGAGAUGAUAUGAUGAAAUUUGACUUUCUCUUAAGUCUUGUAGACAAGAACACACACAGGAAGGUGUUUUAUCUUAAAGUUAACAAUAAUACGUGUUCUGUAUUUGGAUUGUUUUUACUGUGAACAGACCAGUGGUUUCACUGCAAGCUGUAUGACAUUCCACCCACUAGAGGUCAUGUUUUUCUGAAAUGAAAGCUGUUGUCUUCAACUCCAGUAAAGUAGUCUGCAUUACCUCAUCUACCACUGAGUUGGUGCAUACUGAUGUACCGAAGACAUACUUUAUAUACUGUAAUUUCAUGAUAACAGUUGUAAUUAAUGGCCUCUCCACUGGAGAAAACUGUCACUGUCUAGCAUUAACUUGAGAGGUAGAGCUAAAGUGAAUUUCCCGUUCAUGUUUUCAAAUGUGGGUGGGACAACCUUUUUUAAUAACUGAGGAUGCUGCCGUUAAAUAUAAUUUUCUUAGUAAAAAGUGUGUGUGUGUGUGGGCGGGCAGGGGGCUGACAGAUUUCCAAGUCACAUACCUUGCAUUGGUUUAUUUAGCGGGCAGAUAAAAUUGUGUACUGAAUCUCAUCGAUUAUAGUGCAAUGUUAGAUUGUGAAUGUGAUGAGCAUUACUUCACAAUAUGGUUGACAUCAAAAGGCAUCUAUAAUUAUAGAGAAGGAAGACAAAUGUACUUUUUCUUAUACUUGCAUAUUGUAUUGUUUCAUUGUAAUUAUACCACUUAAUCACAUUUUAUUUAGUAGCGUUAUUAAUAAUGGACAAAGAACAAAGACACAAGCACAUCAAAGAAGCAAUACUUUAUUUCUAGUGCUGUACACUGAAGGGAAAAUAAACAUUGAUGGAAUGGUUUACCGUGUGAGUGAGAAAGGGUUUUACAUAUGUGAACAUAUCCAAACUGCGAUAGCUGACAUCACACAUUUUUACUGACUGUUGUUCUAGAAGGUCUGAGGGAGGAGGCCUGUCACUAACCUACACAACAUGUGCACUCAUACAACACUAGGAGCUACAUUAUACAGUAGAACACAUUUCUAAAGUGGGGUGAACUCCGUCGGAACAGCACAUUCUAAAUCAAUGUCACUAAAACGGUUUAAUUACAAAAUGUUCAAGUUGCAUCACAUUUGUUGUUUAUCUGAGAUCUGAACACAAACACAACAGACAUGUGGGCACUUAAUUUUCAUUUGGCAUCACAAAUAGAACCAUGAACUAUAGGGGGAGGAGGGUUAAAGUUGUAAAUGAAGAACAAUUUAAAUGUACAAAAUAGCUGAACUUGUCAUCAAAUUAUACGUCAAAAUAAACGUCUUGAUAAGUCAACGACAUUGAGAAACAAUAAAUAAUAAAACUGCCAUAUGAACAAGAGGCCAAUGUUUUGCAUGUUCAGUAAGUGGCUUUACAUUUUCUUGAAUUUAGUAA